This is a messenger RNA of Ostrea edulis (European flat oyster), 2536 nucleotides long. Its product is annotated as beta-1,3-galactosyltransferase 5-like. The record is from RefSeq and is a predicted model, not a curated record. Gene Ontology annotation, molecular function: hexosyltransferase activity. Gene Ontology annotation, cellular component: membrane. The transcript has 4 exons. Lineage: Eukaryota; Metazoa; Mollusca; Bivalvia; Ostreida; Ostreidae. The coding region runs from base 690 to 1730 and encodes 346 amino acids.
CAAGGUUUCUGUGAGCUCUCCACAUCUAUUCAUAGCUGGCGCCAUGUUUACAACGUUAAGAUGAUCUUAGGACAAUGUUUAUGCUGUCCUAAAGUUUAGACAUGUCUUGAAUUUAGGAAGUUGACGAGAAACUGACUUCGGACUAAGAUGUGUCUGAAGAAGACCUGUGCCUACGAUCACUUCAGGAUGACGUCUGCUGGAUCUUACUGGGUUUUAGUUUGUACUUUAACAUAUAUAAUGACAUCCCCGUUAUACCAAUAAAUCAAUAAACGCUUUCAUUCUGUAAACCACCAUGAUACCGAAAUCCUUUGUUUAAAUGUCCUGCAGUAGAGAGACAACCAAGAACUACCUUUUUACACACAGCCAGUUAUUUAAAAAGAUCUCUUCCGCCAUUGCUUUUUACAGGUAAACAUGGGCAGGUGUGGCAAAAUUAGGAAUUUUGCGAAAGGACUACAACAAUAUAUAUAAAAAUAUGAAUAUCAAGAUUUUCAUAACCCCACCACAACCAUAUGUCAAAACUGGAAUAACGAUGCCAUCAAAAAGAUCAAACUGAGAUUCAAUAGGAAGAGCCUGACCGAGUAAAUAUAAUUCCUAGAUACUAGCAGAUCGUCCCAAUUUUACAAAUACAAUGCAGGGGAACACAGAUUACAGAACAGUGGGUGAAAAAAAGGAGACGUGAAAAUACUGAUAUGAUAAUGAAAGUGAUAAGACUCAAGCGUUGGUCUAUAGUACUUGUAGUAAUAGCAGUGACUAUAUUAGUAUUCAACUACGUCAAGGACGACGAUGAAAGGACUAACAGUGAAAAUACCGACAGUGUAGAGCCGUACCAAAAGGUGGAAUGGAAAUGUGACAAAUGUUUUCCCUUCAACUACAACUUGACCAUUACUUCACCUACAAUUUGUCAGACUGGUGAAAAGGUGGAUCUCAUCAUUUUAAUAUCUACAACAAUUUUCCAUAGUGAUAAAAGAAAGGCUCUUAGAAAAACUUGGCUAACAGCUACUCACGAAAACAAGGGUCACAUACGGUAUGCGUUUCUUCUGGGUGCCGUAAAAGACACCAAAUUACAAACGAAACUUAAAUCAGAAAACGAGCUCUACAAUGAUAUUGUUCAGGGAGACUAUCCGGACCGCUAUUAUACGUUGACACUGAAGACGCUUUCCGGAUUCCACUGGGUUGCUAACUAUUGUCCUAACGCUUCCUACGUCAUGAAAACAGACGAUGAUGUAUUUAUCAACAUCCCAGCUCUGAUGGAAUCUAUACAUUCUAAUAGAGAGAAUCUCAGUACGUCAAUUGGCGGGAGAUGUUAUAAACGUGAACGACCAGUCAGAGACAAAAGCUCGAAAUAUUUUACUUCAUAUGAACAGUAUCCAUAUAAACAGUUUUUCGGUUUUUGUUCCGGUACCGGGUACAUAACAAGUAUAAAAGUUGUCAAUCAAGUGCUAAAAGUGUCUGAAGAUGUUCCGUUUUUUCAUCUAGAAGAUGUAUAUAUCGGUUUUUGUGUAGAACAGUUGGGACUUUCGUUACAAUAUAUUGACGGAUUCUAUGCUGACGCUGAAGAUGUGGAUUUAUGUGUAUAUAAAGGUAAAACUCCCGUGGUUUUACAUAAUAGUUUGCGACUACCAAACCUCGUUUUUAGAAUGUGGGGUGAAAUAUCGCCAUGUAAAAAUGGCAUUUCACACAACUUCAUUUCAUUUUUAAAAUCAUUUUUAUUUCAUUCUGAACAAUCUUAAUUGCGUAGAAUUUUAACUCAAUAUAUUACAACUUGCCAAGUACUCAGAGAUGCUGGAGUUCCUCACUGACAAUAUAUCGUAAGAGGGAUUGUAGUCUGUGGAGAUCAGGACCUCCAACAGAAAUUAUGCCCUUUAUUAGUUGACGUGUUUUGUAUUCUUCUGAGGCAAAAUCUGUUCAAAAACUUCGUCUUCUACACACAAGCACUCUGAAGUUGAUAUUAAAAAGAUGCUGGAGUUUCUCAUUGACAAUAUCUACAUAGUCUUUGGUGAUCAGGUCUUCAAACAACAGCCUGUUGGAAUUUCCAUAUACACGAAUUGUCUCCUUCAUUAACUGACCUGUUUUUAUAUUCUUACGAGGCAGAAUUUAUUCCAAAGCGUCUGCACGAGAAGAAAAAAAUUCUUGCUGUGUCGCUCAACUCGGCAAUUUGAUAUGUCGACGACAUGUAUACAUCUUAUUUAUUAUAUAUAUAUCUAUUAGCAAUAAUUAUUUUCAUUCAUUGAUUCGAUAUAUACCAGUGAACUACAAAUAAAAGACACCACAGUCUUUCACAUCUGCUUCAUAUUUGGAUAUUUCAUUGAACAUAGAUGUUAACGACAAACUAAUCAACUGUAUGACAAAUGAGAUGACUUUUUAUAUUUUAAAAUGUACAUGUAGCGAUAUUCCAUUAUCACAUGGACAUGUAUCUCAUCAAGGGCAUGUUCUGCGUAUGAUCAGUUUUAAAUCGAUGCAGACUACUUAAAAAUACAUGUAAGUUGAUGUUACAGAGUUGCUACAAUCUCGAUUAAAGUCAGCAUUUCGCAAAGUU